Eucalyptus grandis is the source of this 985-nucleotide messenger RNA. Its product is annotated as cytochrome c6, chloroplastic-like. Gene Ontology annotation, molecular function: heme binding; electron transfer activity; iron ion binding. NCBI's taxonomy places the organism in Eukaryota, Viridiplantae, Streptophyta, Magnoliopsida, Myrtales, Myrtaceae. The record is from RefSeq and is a predicted model, not a curated record.
GAGAUGUAGUAAUCUCAAAUUUCUCCGACAUGGCAGACAGAUCGGGUCGCGUCAGGACACGAAGCGAUUAGACGAACGGUCACGUGUGCGAGCAAGAAAAUCUGAAUUCUCCAUAGCCGAACUCUCCACCGCAGCAGGCUCGAGGUGCUGGAAAAAGAGAUGCAUCUUCUUCAGUACGUCUCGCCUGGUUCUUCUGCCAGCAUCUCUCCUCGUUCCCUCGCGAACAAGUGCAAUGCGGUCGCCGGAGGAACGCCGGCGGGAGGAGGAGGUGGGGGCGAACCUCCUCGGGACCUCAAGCGGCCUGGUUUCCUCCGGGCCGCCGUCGCCCCGCCUCUCGUCGCCGCGCUCGUCGCCUUGUCCCCUCUCUGUCUCGCUCCGGCGUCACUUGGUCAAACUGCAGAUAUUCAAAGAGGAGCAGUAUUGUUUCGUCAGGCAUGCAUUGCAUGUCAUGAUGCUGGUGGAAACAUAAUACAACCAGGUGCGACAUUGUUCAUGAAAGAUUUACUAAGAAACGGAGUUGGCACGGAAGAGGAGAUCUACCGAGUUACCUACUUUGGCAAAGGAAGAAUGCCAGGCUUUGGUGAGAACUACCCCAAGGGGCAAUGCACGUUUGGACCCCGAUUGCAGGAGGAGGAGAUCAAGGAACUAGCGAAGUUUGUAAAGUUACAGGCUGACCAAGGUUGGCCUAAGAUAGAGAUCGCAGAAGAUUGAUUGUUACAUGAUGUAUUAUUUAUGUACAAUGACCGACCAUCAUGGAGGCCAACGUGUUGAGGCGAGCCUUUUCUUUCCCUUCUCGCUGUUGCAACUGCGAAGUGUAAAGAAAAUGUUCGAUCUGGCAUUCUUGCUUCUACAAUAUUGGAACGAGAAGUAAGUCCUACUUAACUGGUGAAAGAUAUAUCAUGUCAAGACUGCUGACCGACGCAACAGAAUAGAUGGUCACCAUCUCAUGGUCUCUUCAAUUUGAUGAAAGUCUUUCCAACUUAAA